Molecule: messenger RNA, 2709 nt
Organism: Neurospora tetrasperma FGSC 2508
Lineage: Eukaryota; Fungi; Ascomycota; Sordariomycetes; Sordariales; Sordariaceae
Exons: 4
Coding region: 1-2529 (842 amino acids)
Biological process (GO): urea catabolic process
Cellular component (GO): urease complex
Molecular function (GO): urease activity; nickel cation binding
Source: RefSeq, a predicted model, not a curated record
AUGCAUCUGAUUCCCAAAGAGCUCGAUAAGCUCGCCAUCUCUCAGCUAGGAUUCCUAGCUCAAAGACGUUUGGCAAGAGGUAUAAAACUGAACCAUUCCGAAGCCACUGCGCUCAUCGCCAACAACCUCCAAGAACUCAUACGCGAUGGCAACCACACCGUUGCCGACCUCAUGGCCCUGGGCGCCACCAUGCUCGGCCGCCGCCACGUCUUGCCCGAAGUGACCUCGACCCUGCACGAGAUUCAAGUCGAGGGCACUUUCCCUUCCGGAACGUACCUGGUCACCGUGCACAACCCCAUCAGCAGCGACGACGGUGACCUCGCUCGCGCCCUGUACGGCAGCUUCCUGCCGAUCCCGCCCAAUGACGACUCCGUUUUCCCCUUGCCUCCUGCCGCCGCCUACGAAGCCAGCAAGCAGCCCGGCGCCGUGGUCUGCGUCAAGGAGGCCAAGGUCAAGCUGAACGAGGGCCGGCAACGCAUCCGUCUUCGUGUGACCAGCAAGGGAGACCGUCCGAUCCAAGUCGGUAGCCACUACCACUUCAUCGAGACGAAUCCGCAGCUCGAGUUCGACAGGGCGCGGGCGUACGGGUUUCGGCUGGACAUUCCCGCCGGCACCUCGGUGCGGUUCGAGCCCGGCGACACCAAGACGGUCACGCUGGUGGAGAUUGGCGGCAACAAGGUCAUCAGGGGCGGCAACAACCUGGCCUCAGGCAAGCUUGACUUGACAAGGGCGGAGGAGAUCAUUGCCAAGUUGCAGAAGGCCGGGUUUGCCCACGCGCCGGAGGAGCCGGUGGGCGAUGCGGCGGCAUUCAUCAGCGAGCCGUUUACCAUGGACCGGAGGGCGUACGCGGUCAUGUUUGGCCCGACGGUGGGUGAUAUGGUAAGGCUGGGAGCUACAGAUCUGUGGAUCAAGGUCGAGAAGGAUUACACUGUUUACGGGGACGAAUGUAAAUUCGGCGGCGGCAAGACCUUGCGCGAAGGCAUGGGGCAGGCGACGGGCAGGUCGGAUGAGGAGACGCUGGAUAUGGUGGUGACGAACGCGUUGGUGGUGGAUUGGACGGGCAUCUACAAGGCGGAUAUCGGUGUCAAGGCUGGUGUCAUUGUGGGCAUUGGCAAGGCUGGUAAUCCGGAUGUAAUGGACGGUGUCACGCCGGGCAUGAUUGUGGGAAGUUGUACGGACGUGGUGGCGGGUGAGGGCAAGAUCAUCACGGCGGGAGGUAUUGAUACGCAUAUUCACUUCAUCUGCCCUCAACAGGCGGCUGAGGCUCUGGCUGCUGGUAUCACUACUUUCCUUGGUGGUGGAACUGGUCCCAGCGCCGGCACAAACGCAACCACCUGCACCCCCGGCGCCCAUUACAUGCGCCAAAUGCUUCAAGCCUGCGACUCGCUCCCUCUCAACAUCGGCAUAACCGGCAAAGGCAACGACAGCGACCCCUCCGCCCUUCGGGAACAGAUCCUCGCCGGCGCCUGCGGCCUCAAGCUGCACGAAGACUGGGGUACCACCCCUGCUGCCAUCGACUCCUGCCUAACCGUCUGUGACGAGCUCGACGUGCAAUGUCUAAUCCAUACCGACACUCUGAACGAGUCCGGCUUCGUUGAAUCGACCAUCGCCGCCUUCGCCGGCCGCACCAUCCACACAUACCACACCGAAGGUGCCGGCGGCGGGCACGCGCCAGACAUCAUCUCUGUUGUUGAACAUCCCAAUGUCCUCCCCUCGAGCACCAACCCCACCAGGCCAUUCACCCGCAACACCCUAGACGAGCAUCUGGACAUGUUAAUGGUGUGCCAUCACCUCUCCAAAAACAUUCCCGAGGACGUGGCCUUCGCCGAGUCGCGCAUCCGCGCCGAGACCAUCGCCGCCGAGGACGUGCUGCACGAUCUGGGCGCCAUCAGCAUGAUGAGCAGCGACAGCCAGGCCAUGGGCCGUUGCGGCGAAGUCAUUCUUCGCACCUGGAACACGGCACACAAGAACAAACUCCAGCGUGGUCCCCUCCCGGAGGAUCAAGGCACCGGGGGCGCGGAUAACCACCGGGUGAAGCGCUACAUCUCCAAAUACACCAUCAACCCGGCCCUCGCGCAGGGCAUGUCGCACCUGAUCGGCUCUAUCGAAACCGGCAAGCUCGCCGACCUGGUCGUCUGGGACCCAGCCUGGUUCGGCACCAAGCCUUCCCUCGUCAUCAAGUCCGGAUUAAUCGCCAGCGCGAUGAUGGGCGACCCCAACGCCUCGAUCCCGACGGUGCAGCCGGUUAUUGCGCGGCCCAUGUUUGCGCCCAUGGUGGCCAAGUCCAAGGUGCUGUUUGUUUCGCAGGCGAGCUUGGAUAGUGGUGCGAUUGAAGGGUAUGGAUUGAAGAGUAGGAUGGAGGCGGUGAAGGGGUGUAGAACGGUGGGCAAGAAAGAUAUGAAGUUUAAUGAGAGGAUGCCGAGGAUGAAGGUCGAUCCUGAGAGGUAUACGGUUGAGGCGGACGGGGAGGUGUGUACGGCGGAGCCGAGUAGCGAGUUGCCAUUGACGCAGAGUUAUUUUGUUUAUUGAGAGAAAGGGGAACGGAGAAGGGAAGUGAAGUGAGGUAACUUGAGGGACAGUUUGUUUUUGCCAGGCGGGAAGGAGGAGGCAGUCAUACGGGUCAUUGUAUACUCCGGCAGUUAAAGAGAUUUGACUUGCUUCUUUUUCGGUCUAUGCCACUGUCGGUCGUUAAUUCCAGAUAAUCGUGAU